Molecule: messenger RNA, 1305 nt
Organism: Fulmarus glacialis (Northern fulmar)
Lineage: Eukaryota; Metazoa; Chordata; Aves; Procellariiformes; Procellariidae
Gene: MTERF3
Product: mitochondrial transcription termination factor 3
Exons: 7
Coding region: 1-1251 (416 amino acids)
Biological process (GO): mitochondrial ribosome assembly; regulation of DNA-templated transcription
Cellular component (GO): mitochondrion
Molecular function (GO): double-stranded DNA binding
Source: RefSeq, a predicted model, not a curated record
AUGGCUUUGUGGGCUCGGCAGGUCUCCCGCGGGUGUUGCCUGCUGCAAAAGGCCCGUGCUGCCGAAUUUCCUGGAAGGCUGAGGAGCUGCAGCAGCACCGCACGGGCAUGUCGUGGGAUCUCCCCUCUGACUGGGCUGCCCUCUAGAAAUGACGUUCUUCCGUGGAGAUUGCAGGCGCACAGGCACGUAUCUGUAGGAAGCUGUUCUCCGCCUGACAGUGCCAAGGAUGAAUCCUUUUCUUCUCCCGAAAGUAACUUGCCUCCACCAGUAAAACAGGAACAAGCAAAAGCAGAAACAUUACCUGACCUGAAUGCAAAAAUACUGUAUGAAGACUGGGAUGACAUCCCACCUUCGUCUGCUUUGGAGGAGAUUUCUGAGGAAGAAGCCGUACAGAUCAUUGCAGAACCGCUUCUUCCCCUUCAAUCUUCCACACUCCGAGAUUAUGUUGAUCACUCAGAAACCCUGGCGAAACUCGUCCAGCUAGGAGUUGACUUAUCCCAAGUGGAGAAACGUCAAAAGGCAGGUCAACUCUUACUGACCUUGGACUUUGAAAAAGAUAUAAGAAAAAUACUUCUCUUUCUUAAGGAUGUGGGUGUAGAAGACAAUCAGCUGGGACCAUUCCUGACCAAAAAUCCAUACAUCCUUGCUGAAGAUUUGGAAGCUUUAGAAACCAGAGUGGCUUACCUAAAAUCAAAAAAAUUUGGUACGGCAGAAAUUGCUCAGAUGGUCUCAAGAGCUCCAUAUUUGCUGUUGUUUUCAGUGGAAAGGCUGGAUAACAGACUGGGUUUCUUCAAAAAUGAGCUUGGCCUCAGUGUAAAAAAGACAAAGGAUCUGGUAAUUCGUCUUCCAAGGCUACUGACUGGCAAAUUAGAGCCUGUAAAAGAAAAUCUUCAGGUUUGUCAGAUUGAACUUGGUUUUCAGCGUAAUGAAAUUCAACAGAUUGUGUUUAAAACCCCCAAGAUUUUAACUGCAAAUAAAAAGAGGCUCAAACAGACAUUUGACUACUUACACAACAUAAUGGGCAUUCCCCACCACAUGCUUACUCGCUUUCCCCAGGUUUUCAACUCAAAGCUAUUACGAAUCAAAGAGAGACAUAUGUUUCUUACAUUCUUGGGAAGAGCCCAGUAUGACCCAGCACAACCCAGCUACAUCUCUCUGGACCAGCUAGUAUCCUUGCCCGAUGAGGUGUUUUGUACAGAGAUCGCCAAAGCUUCUAUACAGGACUUUGAAAAAUUCUUGAAAACACUUUAAUUAGUAACACAUGUAAAAAGGAAUAGAAUAAAGUUAUGAAAUAAACAUAUUUCA